Messenger RNA from Pelmatolapia mariae (spotted tilapia), 3058 nucleotides. Its product is annotated as ras-related protein Rab-35. The coding region runs from base 829 to 1458 and encodes 209 amino acids. Gene Ontology annotation, biological process: endocytic recycling. NCBI's taxonomy places the organism in Eukaryota, Metazoa, Chordata, Actinopteri, Cichliformes, Cichlidae. The transcript has 7 exons. Gene Ontology annotation, molecular function: GTPase activity; GTP binding. The record is from RefSeq and is a predicted model, not a curated record. Gene Ontology annotation, cellular component: plasma membrane; endosome membrane.
GCAGUCAGUCAGGUGUGGUCGGCGGGGAGACGGUCCGACCGUCGAGCCAGCGGAAUCAACGGGCACAAGGCAGAGUGUAGCACCGGUCUGUGAGCAUGACCCACCGGCCAAGCACCGCGUCAUGACCACACUCCUUUUGGUGAACCCUCCUCGUGCAAUGAAACAGGGAACGGGUGACUUUUUAGCCAACCACCAGAGGAACCGAAGGGAUUGAGUCAAAGAAACCUCUGCAGAUGUAACCGCUGCUGUUAAAAAAGAGGAACAUCUUAGUUUCUUUCAAGUGCAACAACCAAAAAAAAAAAAAAAGAGGGGGGGUGGAAUUCUGAGGAGAAGGGCAGAAACUGGGUUUAUGAUCAGCACUACCACAAAAUGCCAAAUGUGUCUGUCCUGGAGCCGUACAUGUGAAGACUGAGCAUCCAGAGGAGGAGUGCUGGAGCUGCACUGACACAACUGUGGAGGAGUUGUUGGAAAUCCCCCACAGGAGUGUCGCUGGGUGGAACUGGAAGUAAGGUGGAACCACGGUGCCGGCCCUCGCCGUCAAGCGUGAAUCAUAAAUGCAGAGCUCUCGAGAAGUGCCACCUACUCUGCUGGCUGCUGCGGUUUCGCUUUUAAAACGAUGUGAACAUCAGAACUGAAACUGUAGUGUAACUGGAAAUGUCCUCACGCCCAAAGGGGAAUCGAACCUGUGAUUUCUGGACAAACUCUUGAGGUGGUCAGCGUUUGGAGGCGGAACAAGGCGAGCGCCGCAUGUGCACUUGGAGGGAAGGAAGCUCACCUUCCUCCCUAUGAAACUGGUUUUACUUGGAAAUCCAAAACAAGGCCAUCCAAAUGGCAGGGAAAGACUACAAUCAUCUCUUUAAGCUGCUCAUCAUUGGAGACUCCAAUGUGGGAAAAAGCAGCCUCCUGCUCCGCUUCGCAGAUAACUCCUUCUCAGGCAGCUACAUCACCACCAUCGGCGUGGACUUUAAGAUCCGGACGGUGGAUAUCGAUGGGGAGCGGGUGAAGCUGCAGAUCUGGGACACGGCGGGGCAGGAGAGGUUUCGAACCAUCACCUCAACGUACUACAGAAACACCCACGGCGUCAUCAUAGUUUACGACGUGACAAAUCCAGAGUCGUUCGUAAAUGUUAAGAGGUGGCUGAAUGAAAUCUCCCAGAACUGUGACAGCGUCUGCAAGAUCCUGGUGGGGAACAAGAAUGACGACCCUUCCAAGAAGCAGGUGGAUACCCAGGAUGCUUUGCGUUUUGGGGAGUCGGUGGGUGUCCGUGUCUUCGAGACGAGUGCCAAAGAGAACAUAAAUGUUGAAGAGAUGUUCAUGGCCUUCACCCUCAUGGUGCUCCGGGCCAAGAAGGAGAGCCAGAACAGAGUGGAGAGGGAGCGGGAGCGGGAGAAGGACACGGUGAACAUCAACGCCCAGCGAGACCGAGACCGCAGGAAGAGAGGGAAGAAAUGCUGCUGAGACGCCGCUUCCGCCCACGGCAUUCAGCUGAGACUGAACUCUGUGCCUUAGAGGCCGUCUCUCACUGCAGAUAUGAAUGUGUGGAGCUACAGCACAGCAGGCUGUAGCUCUCGCUGUACCUGAGGGUCUACAGUCUGCCAGCACUGAAUGCAAGUAGCAGCCAGGAGGUCACAUGACCUAAAGGAUCAUUCUGGUGUUUAUGCUUUUUUUUUUUUUUUUUUUUUCUAACCACACUGCAGCGUUUCAUGUUUGUUGGACUGAAGCUAAAGAGCGACUAAUGUGCAGGUUGGUUUGUGGAUGCUAACCAGAAAAAACAUAUUUUCUGUGACGUUUAUUCAAACGAGUGGAUUCCUGAGCUCGCCUUAAAUGACUCGUUUCAGUCUGGGCUGCACUGGUUUAUGAGGAGGUGUGUGACGUUUGAUCAUCAGCUUAAUCAGCACCUUUAAAACUGUCUCAUUCAAGUUACGCCAGAAAAAGGAAGUUGGUCUGAGCCUCUUGAGCUUGCAUAUAUCCCGCCUUUUAUCUUCACCACUAUCGACGACAGAUUACAAUUUUCAAACACUUCACUGGGCAGGAAACAAACCUGGUUUCACCAUUAAAACUGAUUAUUUUAUGACUCAUCUCUCCAAAGACAGAAUUCAGUUCAUGGUCACAUGUAGCCAAAGAACUUUCCACCAACAUGGCACCGAUGCUUGAGCUCUAGAGCCGGGGACCUCUGUGGUGAGCGUUCAAACACGUUCCACCUUUUUGGCGUGAAACGUGUUUGAUUGGGCACUGCGUCAGUCAAUAAUGCGUCCUGAUUGAUGGAAAACCCUGAGAUUUGGUCACAUGUCGAGUCUGUGCUCCCACCACAGCUGCACAGCCCUUUAGGGAGAAUCAGUUUUUAUGUUAAAGUGCUCCGAUUCUGCUCGUUUCCUCCUCCAUGUUUUUGGAUUAAAGCAGCUUUGCAUGAUUACUUACUUAUCUCGUGCUAGGCUUGUUUCAGACAGGCUUCAUCCUGUCUGAAACAAGCCGAUAGCUUCUCCCCUGUUAAGUCAGUUUUUCUCUGGUUGGCUGCCCCUCAUCAGCAGAGGUUUUGAAAGUGGGAAAAUAAUGACCUCGCGACCUUUCCUCACCUGCACAAUGACAGGUUAUAGUUGUAUGUAGGUUUCACUGAAGAUAAAGUCAAACUGCAGGGAUUUGUUUCCAUUUUGUUCUGUUUACCUUCUGUGACACGUGGAAGAUGAAAGCCAUAUCACGCUCCACGUCUUUAAUCGCCAGUUCUCAUGUUAGUGGAAAAAAGGGAGAAACACUGAGAAACUCUACAUCUGUAUUUGCAGUGAACUAAAACGUUCAAAAAAACACCAGCAUGGUCCUUUAACUUUGGUCUUAAACCACUGUUUAGUUUUUUCUUAAUACAGAACAUGUAUUUAACCAGUGAAAGGGAGCUGUUUGUUCAAUUGUGACAUUAACGUGUGUGAUGAGUACAAACUGUCUGUAUGCCUUAUUUCAGUCUGAAUGAGGCCAGUAAUCCCAGCCUACAGAACGAGCCCAAAACAUGUUUUAAUGUAAAUCUGAUGCCAAGCAAACGUGUCCAAAUACAAUAAAAGCAAUAACUUCA